Messenger RNA from Panicum virgatum (switchgrass), 2012 nucleotides. RefSeq lists its product as uncharacterized. Gene Ontology annotation, biological process: DNA replication; DNA repair; DNA recombination. Gene Ontology annotation, cellular component: nucleus. The record is from RefSeq and is a predicted model, not a curated record. Gene Ontology annotation, molecular function: DNA binding. NCBI's taxonomy places the organism in Eukaryota, Viridiplantae, Streptophyta, Magnoliopsida, Poales, Poaceae. The coding region runs from base 234 to 1715 and encodes 493 amino acids. The transcript has 12 exons.
CUCUCAAGUUUACAACCCAGAGACUGGCACAAGACAAUCCAUGUACGUGUUUGCAGAAAAAUGGGAAUUCCAUGGAAGCAAUGAAAAUGGUCCACUACAACACAUUGAUAUGGUUCUUGUCGACAACCAGGGAAAUACCAUGUACGCUGAGAUACCUGCAAAAGAAGCAGACAAGCUAGGACCUAUGAUACAAGUGGACAGAACCUAUGUUAUAGCUCGCUUCAAAGUUUGCAAUGCAAAUUUUUUUUUUCAAAUCUGUCCCAGGUCCCUAUAUGCUAGAAUUCACCUGCCAUACCAAAAUUAGUGCUGCAACCGAGCAAAUAACUGGGCCUAAGUAUAUCUACAACCUGACUCCUUUUGAAAAACUCCCAGAAUUCAUCAAUGACACCAAAAAAUUCCAUAAUAUCCUUGGCAUUAUAACAGAAAUCAAUGAACCAGAGUGGAUUCCCUUCUCCAAUCAGCCUAAUCAUUCCCUACGACGUGACAUCAGGUUGACAGAUGGAUGUGGCCAAGAGAUAAAAAUGGCAAUUUGGGGUUCAAAAGCAACACAAUUUAAUCUCCCUGAAGAUCCAAAUAUGGAAGAUAGACCAGCUAUAGUGCUAUUCACAGGAUGUCUAGUGAAAUACUAUCAAGAAAAUUUUUAUGUUAGUGGGUACUCUGCAUGCCAUUGGUAUAUCAAUCCUGACAUACCAGAAGCAGCAAGCCUACUAAACAGAACACAUGGACAAUCUUACAAGAUUAAAAGAUCCGGCAUUCCAAUUGCUGAACAAAGCCAACCAGAACCUCCACCUGUACCUGAUUUUCUCACGCUACAGGAAAUGGAAGCUAUAGACCCAUACGAGUUUCCGGCAACUGGAUGCCGAUGCACUGUUACAAUUGUCCGUUUAGUUGAAACACAAAAUUGGUGGUACCCAGCUUGCAACUUAUGCAAAAAGUCAUGCUUACCAGAAGGUUCAUCUUACAGGUGUCCAAAAUGCAACAUAUUGGACAUGUACGCAUACAAAUACAAGCUGCCAUUUUUUGCUUCCGAUGGAACUGAAGAAUCAGAGAUGAUUGCCUUCGCUGCUGUUGCUCAAUCCAUAGUUGGCAAACUAGUUGAAACUGUGAUAAGAUCAAUAAGAAAUAGAGACAACAUUCCUCCUGAUAUUGCUGCCAUUGUAUCCUCAAAAUUCACCUUCUCUGUCGCAAUGGCAGAAUCUAGCUUCAGUAAACCAAAGAAAUCCUACCAAAUCAACAGCAUAUUGCACAAUUAUGGGAAACAACGUGCUCUACCAUUCCACGGUCCAAAUCAAGCUCAACUGUCAAAUGAACAUAACCAGUUAUCUGCCCAGCCUAGUGCAAGUACUUCUCCAUCAUACAUUCCUCCUGGUAGUUCUCAAAAUCCUCUCCAUGAAACUCCAACCAAAAUACUACCACUAGACCAGAUCCUCCUGCAAACUCCACCAAAAAACAUAGAGAUUCCUAAAAACAGCAAAGGAGAUGACAGUAUCAUUGAUCCUACACCAUCAAUCAAAGCAAAGUCAGCAAAGAAAAGACUGCACAUUUCAGAAAGAGAUGAAGAAAAGAAUGGAGAAGAACCAUAUUCUGAAACAACUCCUGACCAAGAGAUAGCUCAACAAACAAAUCUUAACAGGCAAAGCAACGUGCAGCGAACAGCGGCAUCACCUGCAGAAAAGAUUAGUUCCUCUAGAAGCUCAAAGAGCCCUAAGAAAUGACAAGAUCAGCAUUUAGUCAGCUUUCCCGGCCUUACCACCAGACACUACCUAGCAACCAAAACUCGACGAAGCAGUGGCAGCGCCAGAACUUUGAUCUUGCCAAUCAAAAUUAGAAAAUAGAGUACUUAUAUAUAAACUAAUGUUUGUCAAACCAUCAGUAUGGUAGUCGUAUGUCGUAUACCUAACUAUUUGCAGAGUUGAACACCUUGCAUACACUAGCUGUAAUGAGACAUAAUACUUUUAUGUGUACAUACUGCAUGCGCCUACUAUUUAACUUAGAUACGCACAUUUCCAUUA